AUGUCAAAUCAAAAAUCUUCAGAAAUUUUUAUCAAUAAUGUGAACAGUGACAAUGAUAAUUCUACAACAUUAUCAUCAUCCUUGACAUCUGAACAAAAAAAAAGAAUUGAAGAAAAUCGACUAAAGGCAUUAUCAAAACUUCUUCCAUUAAAGAAAUUUCAAAAUUAUGCAGAAUAUGAUUUUUCUAAAAUGGUUGAUACACGCGGUGGUUUUUUGGCUGAAGAGGAUGAUGAUGAAAAUAACUCCAAAAAAAAACGUAAAAUAAAAGACCCUGAACCUGAAUUAGAUCCUUAUUCAAUGUAUGGACCAAACCCCGAUGAAAUACCACAUUGUAAAGAAUGUAGUUCAAUUGAGGUAGAUCUUGAUUUCAACAAAGUUUUUAAUGUGAAUGUUUGUAAAUCAUGCAAAGAUAAGUUUCCUGAAAAGUAUACUGAAUUAAAUGAUCCAGAUAAUUUUAAUUAUAUAACAAAACCAAAUCCACAUAAAUCAUCAUGGAACAAUAUGAUGUUAUUUUUACGGGAACAGGUUGAAGAAUAUGCAUUCAAGAAAUGGGGAGGAGCAGAAGGACUUGAUAAAGAAUUUGAAAAACGACAAGAAGAAAAGAAGAAAAAAAAAGAUAAAAAAUUUAAAACAAAACUUGCUGCCAAGAAAUUAAAAUUAUUUUUAUUACUAUGUGAACUAAAAGAUCUUCGAAAACGCACAAGAACAGACUCGUUAAAUAUUGGUAAGAAUAAGCCACAUAAACAUGAAUUUGGCCAAGCCGUCACUGAUUCAAAAACUGGUAAAACAACACAAUGUUGCAGUAUAUGUGGGAUUGUGAUUGAAGUUGAUUUAUUCUAA
This is a messenger RNA of Entrophospora sp. SA101, 840 nucleotides long. NCBI's taxonomy places the organism in Eukaryota, Fungi, Glomeromycota, Glomeromycetes, Entrophosporales, Entrophosporaceae. The record is from the annotation of a GenBank genome assembly.